Molecule: messenger RNA, 818 nt
Organism: Branchiostoma floridae (Florida lancelet)
Lineage: Eukaryota; Metazoa; Chordata; Leptocardii; Amphioxiformes; Branchiostomatidae
Product: histamine N-methyltransferase-like
Exons: 5
Coding region: 6-818 (270 amino acids)
Source: RefSeq, a predicted model, not a curated record
GAACAAUGCUGAAAGUCGGAAGGCUGAUCAAGGACUCCCCAGUGCGAUGGGAUGCCGCUUACAAGGUGUUCAUGGGUGCGUGUGAGACGGCACGGCCCCGUUACUACGAAGAGUUUUUGGAGAACAACAUCCCAGUACCGACUCCGCAACAAGAGGGGGGCGACGUCCGUGUACUCAGUAUUGCGAGUGGAUCAGGAGAAGCGGACAGCGUUAUCCUGAAGAAGAUCAUGCAAAGCCGCAGCAGUGUGUACAACAGAGUCGUGGAACCGUCGAGAGAAAUGCUGCGAGACUUCAAGGCUAUGGUGCAACAAGACACGAGCCUCAGCGCCGUGAAGUUUGACUGGCGCCAACAGUCAGCGGAAGAGUACUUCUCUGACUCCGAUGGUACGAAGUUCGACCUUGCCCAUGCUGUACAAGCUCUGUAUUUUAUGGACGACCACCACGCCACCUUGCAGAACAUGUGGGAACAACUGGCUGAUGGUGGCCACCUGUUUGCAUUACUUGUGUCGGACGAAAGAGGCAUGGGGAAACUGUACCGUGAAGUAUGGAAGUGGUUUCCACAUGGAAACGAUCGUCUGACAACGUGUCUUCGCACUUCUAGUGACGUCACGCGGUCUCUCGAAUCCAGCGGCAUCAGUUACGUCAUCGCUGAGGACGAGCAUGACAUCAACCUUGCUGAGUGUUACAAGGAGGAUUCGGAGGCGGGAAGACUGCUUCUCGACUUCAUGACGCAAACGUCGAACGUCUAUGCUCACCCCAAGAUGAGGUCGGCAGUCUUGGAGUAUUUUCUGCGCCAUUCGUCAUCGGUGGAUGGCUAA